AUGAAAUUUAGCAACAUUGCCAUAAUUAAAGUUUCACAGAAGAAUAUAUUGUCAAUACAUUUUAAACCACGCCCAACAAUAGGCCUGUCAGACACAGCUAUAAUGGACAUGAUGAUAUCCAACCUACAGCAGCAACGCCAAGUUACUGAACAACUUAGGCGAGAGGCAGCAGUAAAAAGAAUAGCCGUCUCUCAAGCAGUGCAAGAUAUGAUCAAGUUCAUUUCAGAACACCAAAGGGAUGAUUGUCUCAUAGUUGGCUUUAGUUCUCAAAAAGCCAACCCCUUCCGUGAAAAGAGCAGUUGUACUUUAAUUUAA
Molecule: messenger RNA, 315 nt
Organism: Pediculus humanus corporis (human body louse)
Lineage: Eukaryota; Metazoa; Arthropoda; Insecta; Psocodea; Pediculidae
Product: Guanine nucleotide-binding protein gamma-1 subunit precursor, putative
Exons: 2
Coding region: 1-315 (104 amino acids)
Biological process (GO): G protein-coupled receptor signaling pathway
Cellular component (GO): heterotrimeric G-protein complex
Molecular function (GO): G-protein beta-subunit binding
Source: RefSeq, a predicted model, not a curated record